UUGUGUCCGGGUCAGGACUGUCACCGGGUCUGUAGUCCUCAUUCCUCACAGAUUACCGGAGACUCUCUCUCUCUCUCACACACACACACACACACACACCCCGAGACACCCCGGAACCAGGAGAGCCGCGCGCGAUGUUGUUGUCCGCCGUGCCGAAGCGUUUGCUCACGCGCAGACCGCGCAGCCUGUCACUUUGUCGCGCGCUCCACCCCGAGUCCGCGCGCCGCCACAGUGUGCGCGAGCCUGACGCGGCGGUGAGGACCGCACCGGUGCUGUCUGCAUCUCGCGCGUUAGUGAGGGAGCGCGAGGUACUUUACGCGAGGUACGGGCUGGCCAGCAGGUGGCGCCCGAGUCCGGACAGUCGGAGGAGCCUGUGGGCGGGGCUGGGCACCUACCGGGGGGAGGAGGAGGAGGGGCAGGGGGCGUGGCGAGGGGCAGCUUCAGCAGGAGCACUGACCAGCGCCGCCCUGGUGUUCUGUUCCAGCAGAGACAACAACCACGCUGGUGACGCGUUCCUGGAUGCAGCCCGAUCCAACAACGCAGAGGAGGUGAAAAGGUUGCUGGCAGAUGGAGUCGACCCGAAUGCUCGGCACCGCCUCGGCUGGACCGCACUUAUGGUUGCCUCCAUCAACAGACACCACAACGUGGUGAAGGUUCUGCUGGAGUCCGGUGCUGAUCCGAACCUUGGAGACGACUUCAGCAACGUUUAUGGAACCGCGAAGGAUAAAGGCAUACACUCACUGGAGAUUCUGGUGACGAGGGAGGAUGAGUUCAGUUCGCGUCUCAGCACGCGGGCGAGUUUCCGCGGCUGCACACCGCUUCAUUACGCCGUACUCGUGGAUGAUCUCCGCACCGUGCGUAUGCUCCUUGAUGCAGGUGCGAACCCCCUGCAGGUGAAUGAGCUGGGACACACUCCGCUGUCCUACGCUAAGGAGGGAGAGAUGCACACACUGCUGAAGGAGUGGGAGGGAAAGUUUAUGGAGGAACAGCGGCAGAGGGAGGUGGAGGAGAGGAGGAGGUUUCCUCUGGAGCGCAGACUAAAGGAGCAGAUCAUCGGCCAGGAGGGGGCUAUCACUACUGUCGCCUCCGCAAUCAGGAGGAAGGAGAACGGAUGGUACGAUGAAGAACACCCGCUCGUCUUCCUCUUCCUCGGCUCCUCAGGAAUCGGUAAAACAGAGUUGGCUAAGCAAGUGGCUCGCUACAUACACAAAGACACAAAAAAGGGCUUCAUCAGAAUGGACAUGUCUGAGUUCCAGGAGAAACACGAGGUGGCUAAGUUUAUCGGUUCUCCUCCGGGGUACGUGGGUCAUGAGGAAGGAGGUCAGCUCACUAAACAGCUUAAGCAGUGUCCCAACGCCGUGGUGCUGUUUGAUGAGGUGGAUAAGGCACAUCCCGACGUCCUCACCAUCAUGCUGCAGCUCUUCGAUGAGGGGCGUCUGACGGAUGGAAAAGGAAAAACCAUCGAAUGCAAGGACGCCAUCUUCAUCAUGACCUCCAAUGUGGCAAGUGAUGAAAUCGCCCAGCAUGCACUGCAGCUCAGACAGGAAGCUCAGGAGCAGAGUCGCCACCGUCUGGCAGACAGUCUGGAUGAGGUUCAGCAGAGUGAGAAGAUUACCAUCUCUAAGAAGUUUAAAGAGGAAGUGAUUCGGCCCAUACUGAAGGCCCAGUUCAGACGCGAUGAGUUUCUGGGACGGAUUAAUGAAAUCGUUUAUUUUCUGCCUUUCUGCCACUCGGAGCUUCUUCAGCUCGUCAGCAAAGAGCUCAACUACUGGGCCAAAAAGGCCAAACAGAGACACGACAUCACCCUGCUGUGGGAUCGGGCCGUGCUGGAGCUGCUGAUUCGAGGGUACAACCUCCACUACGGCGCUCGCUCCAUCAAACAUGAGGUGGAGCGGCGGGUGGUGAACCAGUUAGCGGCAGCGUACGAGCAGGAGCUCCUCCCUAAAGGCUGCAUGCUCCGCCUCAUUGUGGAUGGAGAGCUGGGGGACGAGGAGGAGGAGGGACGGGCGAGUCCUUGUCUCCGCCUGGAGCUCGAGGAUAAAGACAGAAAAACACGUAAGCUGGAAAUCCGUCCACCGCUAAACCCCGAGCAGGUCGCGUUUGCAGACUGACUUCCUGCUAAUCACCUGCUAAAGACCUGCCCAUCAGUCUCGUGCGCGGUUCUGCUCUAAUGCUCUUAUUCCUGGCGAAGAACUCAUCACCAACAUGGUAAACAUGCUGCUCCUGAAAGUUCACGCUUCUGUGAAGGUCAGACCCGUGUUUCAGUCUGAAGGUUUUUGUACACGGUUACAGGAACUCUACACGGCUGAGAGAGUAGAGCUCCAGACUUGAUUAGAAGGUUCUGAGUUUAAAUCCCAAUACAGCUGAUCGGUCCUUCCCCUUCAUCGUCUGCACAUGGAUGUGGACACGCCCACAGGCCAAAGAAAUAAUCGUGUCAUUAUCGUUUAAGAAUAAAAUAUUGAUGACUGUGGAA
This is a messenger RNA of Clarias gariepinus (North African catfish), 2473 nucleotides long. RefSeq names its product caseinolytic mitochondrial matrix peptidase chaperone subunit B (gene clpb). Gene Ontology annotation, biological process: cellular response to heat. The transcript is spliced from 16 exons. Gene Ontology annotation, cellular component: cytoplasm; mitochondrion. Gene Ontology annotation, molecular function: protein binding; ATP hydrolysis activity; ATP binding. NCBI's taxonomy places the organism in Eukaryota, Metazoa, Chordata, Actinopteri, Siluriformes, Clariidae. Bases 135 to 2111 code for a protein of 658 amino acids. The record is from RefSeq and is a predicted model, not a curated record.